Messenger RNA from Cylindrotheca closterium, 441 nucleotides. NCBI's taxonomy places the organism in Eukaryota, Bacillariophyta, Bacillariophyceae, Bacillariales, Bacillariaceae. The record is from the annotation of a GenBank genome assembly.
AUGGGACGUUCUUCUUCCGGUGGAGGAAGAGGACGUGUGACUCCUCAGAAAGUCAAGAGCAAUCCAAGUUCAACAGUUGUGAAACAUCUAUUUUCAACAAAAGAUGAGAAGGAUGGAAAGGCAAGAUCAUCGUACAAAGAUGCCGAAGAAAGAGUGAUUGACUACAUCCAAGCUUCUGGAAUGAAAUGCUACGAAGACAUGUUGAAAUCAAUUCAAGAUGGAAAGUCAAUCGACUUCAAUGCAAUCGCUCCAACAUUGAAUGCUCCAACUCAAACUGAAGCUGUUGCAAGAGAAACAGAGAUGGCCCAAAACAAGAUCCUCUAUUCUGCAAAGCUCGACGAGAACAUGCGAAGAUCAGCCUACUUCGAAACGAAUAAGCGAACUGUGAAAUCAAAUAUCAUGCUUAAGUUUGUGACAAAGGCGAUGGAUAUCAAGCUUUGA